AGGAGGAUGAAAUUCCUAAUAUGGUCAAAAGAGAACUUCCUGGUAGUGAAGGAAGGCGGGGAAACUUCCCACUAUUGAAAUAUGUGUUGAUUUUAAGAUGCUACCUUUUAAAACUACUAUUUAUAUUAUCCCUCCUAUCUGUACAUCUACGCAGUCUAUUUUGACAGAUUAAGAGCACUUCCUGUUCAGACAGAAAAAGAAGCGAGGCGCAACCCAACGAAUAGAACAGAACGCAGGUGUUUCGAGAACAAAUAAAAGUUAUUUUUAAUUGACACGCCGUCAGAAAAACGCGGCGCUCCUGCGCGAGACGCUGAAAACAGCAAACGGGCAAAGACGUCCGUCAAGCGCAUGUUUACAUAGAAAAACAACUGGAAAAACAGCGCAAACUGACGUAAAUACGUGUUUUGUAUGAACAGCCCCUUCUUGAUGUCAGGCUUUUGGAUCUUUUAAUUGUAUAUUAUGCGAUUCCUGCUAGUCUUGACAAGAUGGCUCCGUUCGCGCUUAUAAUUCCACGUCGUCUAUUAUUGCUAUAGUUGAUUUAUUUUACUCUCCGUCAAGCCGGUGGCAGCUCGCGACUGCAGCAAACUGGAAUAGUCCAUUUGAACAGGAGCGGAGGGGGUGGGUCUCUUAUGAUUGAUUUCACAUUGGAUGUGCUGGUACACAACCUGAGCCUGCGAAUGCGAACAGUGAUUGACCCUAAGGGCGGAUGGACCUCAGAUGAAAUCAUGUUGACACAGAAUUGGACAUAGUCUGUUUUUCCGAAACAAGCAACACUUUGCGUUGACGGAGCGAAGAGAAACGCGCGUAGAACGUUUAGUCAUGCUGCACGGCGAUACAUUGUAACAGUUUUAUCUUCGAGUUCGAACGUUCGCGGCUGCUGCACUCACUGUCAACUGUAUCUUUUAUUAAACUGUUGAAAAGCGCCCUGCGGGCAGCCAAUUUCCGAUCUCCUCAACGUCCGCCUGCCUGCCUGCCUGCCAGCGUGUUCACUGUUUAUCUGAAGAAAUGCUGGAGAAACUCGAUCUCGAGGAUGAAGCUGUCGAAACGUCUGAAAGUGACAUUUACAUGCGUUUUAUGAAGUCACAUAAGUGCUAUGACAUCGUCCCUACCAGCUCCAAGAUAGUGGUCUUUGACACAACGCUGCAGGUUAAAAAGGCCUUUUUUGCCCUGGUAGCCAAUGGGGUUCGAGCAGCCCCUCUGUGGGAGACCAAGAAACAGAGUUUUGUGGGCAUGCUAACCAUCACAGACUUCAUCAACAUACUUCACAGAUACUACAAAUCACCCAUGGUACAAAUCUACGAGCUUGAGGAACAUAAAAUAGAAACUUGGAGAGAGCUCUAUCUACAAGAAACAUUUAAGCCUUUAGUGAACAUAUCUCCAGAUGCAAGCAUAUUUGAUGCUGUGUAUUCACUGAUCAAAAACAAGAUCCACCGGUUGCCGGUCAUCGACCCCGUUAGUGGAAAUGCACUUUAUAUUUUGACGCACAAGAGGAUCCUGAAAUUCCUUCAGCUGUUUGUGUGUGAGAUGCCAAAGCCCGGCUUUAUGAAGCAGACACUGGAAGAGCUGAGUAUCGGGACCUACAGCAGCAUCGCCUUCAUUCACCCUGACACUCCAAUCAUUAAAGCACUGAGCAUCUUUGUGGAGAGGCGGGUGUCAGCGCUGCCUGUGGUGGACGAGUCAGGAAAAGUUGUAGAUAUUUAUUCCAAAUUUGAUGUCAUUAAUCUUGCUGCUGAAAAGACGUACAAUAACCUGGACAUUAGUGUAACACAGGCGCUGAUGCACAGGUCGCAGUACUUUGAAGGGGUCAUGAAGUGCAACAGAUUUGAGACACUAGAGACGAUAGUAGAUCGGAUAGUCAAGGCUGAGGUGCACAGGUUGGUGGUUGUAGAUGAGAAUGGAAGCAUUGUGGGCAUCGUCUCUCUGUCGGACAUUCUCCAGGCACUGGUUCUCAACCCUGCAGGUUUGACCAGAAAGAACAGCGAAGCAAAGACAGAGUGACAUAAGCUGAGACUGUUAGGUCAUGUGACAUUGCUUUCAGAGACUGGAGCAGGGCUGAAUGGAGACGCUAAAGUCUUUGGAGAAGUGUGGACCACACCAAAAGAUGGAGUAAAACCAAGGACCAUGGGCUUGACCGAAAUAUGUGCUGUUGAAGGGCAAGAGAAGAUUUUUUUUGGGUAGACUGUUUGAUUGAUGAGUCUAUUGUCUGAUAAUGAAUGGACGUAGUGGCCGUCUAGGGUGAUAUGGUGGAUCAUCUCUUAUUCAGAAGGAUAUGGUGAAUUCUGAAUCUUAUAUCACACUAAAGCUUCUGCACGUACUCUGUGAUAAACUAGACUUUUAGCUAGACCUAAAACUGCGCCAUCUGGUGUUUAAACAGUGGUCUGCAGAUAGACUACGGGCUGUACAAUAAUAGCCUCUUUAGGGAGGGUGGUUGUGCGUUGCAGGGCAUUCAGUAAUAAUCUCAGUAUUCAAGUGCAUGUAAUGACUGUUUUUUCCUAAUGUAUAUAGAGCCUUCAAAUUGUGGCUUAUGUGCCCAGCUCACAUAUUUGUAUUUUUGACUACUCUUGAAUUUAGGGACUGCUCAUUAUCCGUUUUAGUACAAAUAUCCCUCAACCAUCUCCCUGUCUUUGUAUAAUGUCCCUGUAAAUUCAGACACAAGUGGUUUCCUCGCUAUCUAUCUAUGGUGCCUUCUGUCCACCAGUUUUCUCCCACUACUGGUUGCCAGUCGAACAAGAAUAAUUGAAUGUUAAAAUAUAUCAAAGUGAAUGUUGUUUAAAACCAAAAUAACCCCCACCUUUUUUUUUUUUUUUUUGCUGUUUUAAUGUUUCACAAAUUUUAUUUAUAGCAGAGCUCUAAUUUUCUUCACUGGGAUAUAAGUUUGGGUGAUGAUAUUUCUGAAAUGAUGAUGUAAAGGAUAAUUGAAAUGGUUAUUUAUUUAUAUUUAACACUUUUGUAAUGUUGAAAGUGAUAUCGAAGUGUGAGACGGAAAGAACUAUUAAGCCCCUAUGCAGUAAAACCAUGUGCUUAUCACUGAAUUGAUGUUCAUUGACUUGAUGUACUUUUGUCCAUGAGGCAGACCUCUUGUUCUUUGUAUCGAUUGCACUGUACACAUGCACAGAGCUUCUAUUCGAGGAGACUACAAGUGCCAGAGAAAGGUCUAUUUUUCUGUGUAUUCAGUCGUUUGUAAUAUUGCAAAUUUUCAUUUUGGUUCUCGUCAUUUUGCAGAUAUGAUGUUGAUGCUGUCAUCAAGAGAGAGUAAUGUCCAUAGAUAAAUGCACAUCACUGGCAUUAGAAUGCUAAUGGAUAAUCAGGCUUUAGAUUCCUUUUUUUUAUUUUACAGUUAAAUAAAAAAUAAUAAUAAACCAAGUCUCUGAAUUUUUUUC
Molecule: messenger RNA, 3380 nt
Organism: Myxocyprinus asiaticus (Chinese sucker)
Lineage: Eukaryota; Metazoa; Chordata; Actinopteri; Cypriniformes; Catostomidae
Gene: prkag2a
Product: protein kinase, AMP-activated, gamma 2 non-catalytic subunit a
Exons: 13
Coding region: 1006-1998 (330 amino acids)
Source: RefSeq, a predicted model, not a curated record